AUGAAGCUACUUGAUUUGCCACUUGAGAUCCUUAUUGAUAACAUUCUUUACAAUCUCGAUGCCCAAUCACUUGAACGACUCAGUUGUGCAAACAAAACAUUACGUCGCUUGGUAGACGAUGAACUGCUGUGGAAACACCGCGUGUUCGCCGACUACAAUCUACCACACGAUUCAAGCUUUCGUCAUUCUGGAUGGAAACGCCUGUAUUCUAAGCUACAGGAUUCUGUCGUAUACACGUGGGGUGACAAUAGUGAUGGUCGUCUCGGUCACCCACCGCCUGCUACACCUAUCAAUAUACGUUUCAGAAAUAGGGAUGUCUAUGAGCUAAUUGGGCAACAUGGUAGACGUACCAUGAGACAAAACUAUGCAUCGCCUCAGGAGCUCGUAGCUCUACGAGGCAAAGGCAUUGUCGAUAUCUUAUCAGGCGGAUGGUCAUUUCAUGCAUUAGAUCGUCAUGGUCGCGUCUGGUUAUGGGGAAGGAUGCAUGGUGACAUGUUAGCUCGACUAUCCCUAGGCGCACGGCUUGUUUCAGAGCCAACGCAAGUACAGCUGCCAAGCAGUAUCCAAGCGAUUUCAUGCGGUCGAUCCCAUACGAUUGCUCUGGCGCGUGACGGCGAUGUAUGGCAUUGGGAUAAUUGGCAGGUUGUACAACGUAUUCGUGUUGCCAAGCCAAUCGUCCAAGUGGCUGCCAAUUGGGGCUAUUCCUCACUGCUUACCAGUCAAGGCGAGAUACUGCGGAUUAAUCACCCCGAAUCUGUCACGAACGAGGGCGACACUUUGUCUGACUUAGAGAUCACUGAAUCGGGUGUAACGCUGCAGAGCGUAGAAGGGAAUGCCAAGGCUAAUUCAUUACCAUUUAAACCGAUCGAAAAGGGUGAUAAAAUCGUACAGAUUGCAGGAUUGGAAAAGUGCACCUUGGCAUUAACGCGAUAUGGACGUGUAUUCAAAAUCCACACUGAGAAUGCUGAUGAACUAUCCGUGGCAUCAGCAAGCUUGACAACAGAGCUGACCAAAUAUGGUGCGACACAGCAAGAACUCAACGAACGCGGCCCAGGUAAAAAGAUGCAUCGGUUCGUCUCGGGCCAGUUUCGAAAUUUCGCAGUCUAUACAGCCCAAGGGAGCGUAUUGCUAGGUCAUCAAGAUCAUCCACCUGAACAGGAUCCUGAGGUGCUGGAGCAAUUACAACAUGAUGUCUGCAAAGUUUCAUUUGGCGAUUAUCACAGUGGAGCAUUGACGAAUCAAGGCCGUCUUUUGACAUGGGGUGCGAAUAGCAACGGAGCAGUGGGUCACGGUGAAGCUGGAAUGUUUGUCGAGCCUAAAGAGACACCAGAAGCUAUAUCGACCUUGCGCAACAUGUUUGUAUUUGCAAUUGGUUUCGGAGGAUGGCAAAGUGGUGCCUUGGCUAUCCCUCGAGAUUAA
This is a messenger RNA of Zychaea mexicana, 1419 nucleotides long. Its product is annotated as regulator of chromosome condensation 1/beta-lactamase-inhibitor protein II. Gene Ontology annotation, molecular function: protein binding. The transcript is spliced from 5 exons. Lineage: Eukaryota; Fungi; Mucoromycota; Mucoromycetes; Mucorales; Lichtheimiaceae. The record is from RefSeq and is a predicted model, not a curated record. The coding region runs from base 1 to 1419 and encodes 472 amino acids.